GCGGGGGGGGGGGGCGCCUCAGGGCCCUGUGGGGGGCUCCCGAAGGAGGGUGUUUUUUUUUUUUUUUGUGAUUAUUUUUGUGUGGUUUUCCCCCUUUUCUUGCAGGGCUGCCGGAUGAGAAGGCGGCUGGGACGCCUCAGCCAGCGGGAGCCCCCCAGGCUCCAUGCCGGCUGCUGCCCGCUCCGGGCUAACGCCUGGCAGCGGCUCCGGCCCCUAUGAACCCGGCCCGGCCGCGCUCUGCUUCGCCUCAGAAGUUCAGCCCGAGCUUUGAGAACAGCACCGUUGAGAAACAGAGGCGAGAGCUGCAGGUUUUAAUCGCAGAACUGAAAGCCCGUGAGGAGGAGCUGAACGCCAUGGUUGCCGUGCAUCAGAGGGAGCGCCUCGCCUGGGAAGAUGAUCGUCAAAAAAUACUGACUCUGGCAGAACGAUGCGCCUUAUUAAACAAUGAACUGAACAAGAGAAAUGACAUUAUAAAAUCACUAACCAAAAAGUUAAAGCUCUUAGAAUCUCAGCAGAGUGACAGUAAGAUGAUAUGUGAAAUUACACAACAGAAGUUUGAAGAGCUGUCUCAAAAACUAACACACGUUACUCUUCACUGUCAGGGUCUGGAGGAGGAAAAUCAAAUUCUCCGCUGCUCAGUUUUGAAACUGUCUGCUAAAAAAGGCCAGCUGCAAGCUAGAGAACAGGAGCUCCUUAAAAAGCUUGAGCUGAAGGGAGAGGAUAUACUUGAAACAACUGAUUACGUUACUGAGUUUACAUCUAAAUUUAAGCUGGAGAGUGCACUGCAUGCAGCAAAGGCAGAAGAAUUCGGUCUCAACAAAGAAAAGCAGGACCUCAGACUGAGACUGAGAGAACUAAUACUUGAAACAGAUAAGCUGAAAGAUGACCUCUGUGAAAAGAUUAAAGAAAAUAAUAAGCAGCAGGAAGAAAUCAUUCACCUCAAACAAGAAAAUGUCUCCUUGAAGAAUGAGCUUGCACUUAAUGUUGAGAAAGCAAAGAGAAAGGAUCAACUUCUUCAGUUUGCCAAGUCUAAACAAGUACGGACUGACACAGAGCUAUCAAGUUUGCGAGAGCAGAUCUAUGUAAAACAGCAGCGUGACUUGCAGUUUCUUCAUGUCAACUUGGAGAACUCUCAAGAAUUAAGGCAAAAGCAUGAAAAGGUGGUAUAUGAAAAGAGCAAAGGUACGGUAUUCCCUGCUCCUGAAAGUAACAGCCAAACAGAGUCGGUUAGGACUGACGGUACCCACAGGGUAUGUGAGGAUCAUGGAACUGCUCAAGUGCUGAAAAGCAGGGUAGAAAACACCUCUGAGAUGUGUGAAGUAGAUAAUAGACUGUUACUGGAUGCAUCAGGCUUGGAGAAAACUACAUCAGCACACUUAAAUCGGUGUCAAAAAGUUGUGAAAGGCUUGGCAAUGGAAGAAGAAGAAAAGCAGGAUGUUGCAUCAAGCUCUGAUGAGCUAGACAGCAAGCUAUUUUAUGAGGCAAACAACACGAGGCUGUUGAGAAACAGGGAAAUCUCCGAGAAUGAAGUGGAAAGCAGAGACCAGCAAACUUUUGAGUCAUCUUCACCUGAAUAUUGGCUUAACAUCACUUCUUGUGUAGAUUCUCAAAAUACCUUGAUCCAGAAAGCCACGUCUGACAAAGCUGAUAAUGAAAAUAAAACCUGGGAAGAGAGAACUGGAAUUCUGUUUGGUCAAAAAAGCAAAGAGACUUCUGUUACGAUUCACACGUCUGAAUCUGAGUCCUUUAGUAGUAACUUCAUCCUUAAAAAAGAUGCAAGGUGGAAGCCAAUAUCAGAUCCAGAAUGGCUGAAGAUUUUUAAACCUAUAAAAGGAAACGGAAGUAAAUUGCAGAGAAAAGGUGGUCUCAAGACUGCAGAAGAGAUGAAAUAUGCCAGUUCAAAAAGUGGAGAAAAUUUUGAUCUGAAUUCUUUUCACUUGGAUUCUCCCUGUUUUUUGACUUCAACUCAGAAAGGAGACAGAUCUCAAAGACGUGAGAAGUUCUCUGAUGCAAACUCCCCUCUGGACAUCGGAUGCCUGUUACCCCACAAGUAAGCUGCAGCCUGCAUUGGCCGAGUCUCAACAGAUGGUUGCUGAUCUGGAGCUUAGCACUCUCCUCCACAUGAGCCUUCACUGCAGUCCAAACAGCAGCAGCAUUAACACGGUAUUUAUUGCUUUUCUGUGACUAGAUUUAGGUGGCUGGGAAGAGUCACUGUGAAGGCUGUGCUUGACCUGUGUGACAUUAUAAGCAAUAUCCUCCUCGUGCUUUGCUGUAGAGAAAAUGCCUGCAUGCCUUCGCAUGAAAUGCUUGGAUUUUUUUAUAGGAUUCUUUAUGGCUCCUCAAGGUCGUGACAGGAUUUGACUUUUGCAUGCGUCUAAGCAGAUGGAAGGAAGGAAUCAUUUUGGAGCAAGCUGUAGGAGGUCUAGAAAAAAGCAAGCACAAGUAUGACUUGCACUCAGAACUGGUUUAUUAUGCUGGCUAUAUUUGUGGGAAGGAGGACAGUACAGGAAAUGGUGAUACAGAGAAUAGUUUUGUGUGUGAAAAUAAGCCUGACUCUCUGUGUAAAUAACCUUUGAAUUUUUGUAGAUUAAUAGUUUUAGUUCUUUCAUUACGGGGUCAGAGAGCACCCUGAAGGGGCAAAGAACCCGUAUAAUAGCUGUCACAGCAAUGCACUUUAUGAACGUGAACUCUGAUAGGAAGUUUCUGUCCUGAGUAUGUGAGCUACAGGAGUAAUUGGAGAAGGGGGCACUUGUUUGUUUUCAUAAAUAGCCUUAAGAAUUUCUGCUUUGUUUGACAAGAUUUGUAACACAGGAGAUUGUAUCACUUGUCACUAGUGUUGAUAUGUAUCACAAAGGGAGAAUUUGGGCUCCUAAUGAGAAGGCUGCAUGCUGAAACUUCAGCUGUGCUUUCCUCUGAAAGUAUUACCUCUCCCUAAAAAUGUUGCAAGGCCUUAGAUGAACUUGACCAGAACAAUGUUACCGUAAGUACCAGACAAACAAAAGUAAUUCUGAUAACAUUCAGAACCCAAAAACCUGAGUUGUGCUGGGACCGACUGACAGAGGAUUAAGGUUGUGUGCCAGCAUUUGCAUAAACUGAAAGGAUAUUUUGUUCAGAAGUUCAUCUGCAGGAUUUCAUUCAGCCUGAAAGACGGCAGCAGUGUAGUCCUUUGCAAAGACUAUCUUGUGGGAUGGAUUCCUGAAAAGCCCUCUGCAGAACAGUAGUUGCUUGUGGCUCUUGCCCAGCCCCAUCAGAUGUCUGGCUCCUGCUCUGACUGGCAUGCCACAGCUCGGCUGAACUGGCCGUCCUUUAGGCGAGAGCACGACUCUGCUUUACAACCUGACACUGCGUUUUUGGGCUUGGGAAUUGGCUUCUCCUUUGGAAUGGCUGUUGCUUCGGCGGGUAGAAAAUAAGGCACGCUCAUAUUUGCUGGCAAGGGUAGCUUCUGCACCACAUCUGUAGAACUUUGAUCUACUUUCAGAGCAGUUCUGGGCAAAAACUUGUCAAGCGUGUUCUGGUUAAUCUAUGCAGACUAACUAAUCUGUGCUUAAAACCAGGCCUACCUGAGGCUGUUUUAAACUGCUCUUUAAAACACGAUGCAUAUAAAAAAUAACCCUUAAAAUUUAAUCAGUGAGAAUUUGUCUGAUGAAUGCUGUGCCCCCUUUGGGGGAGUGGGGGAGAAGAGGGAAAUAAAAAGUGUACCAUUGCUGCCUGGCAGUUUGAAUCUGGGACCUCUGUAAUUCUUAUUGUCUGAGUUCCUUGAUUUCCAUGUCGUGUUUUUGCAUUACAAUAUAGACAACAGAACUUGCAGAGACUUCACAGGACGCAGUUAUCUGGUACAGAAGAAAGAGGUGCUAAGCUUCAGUUCUUUUCUCUAUGAUAUUUUGUGAGUAUGCUUUUUUUUUCCCCUCACUUGAUUUAUUUUUGUUUGUUCUUAUUAUAAAUGUAUCUGCAAUAUUAAUACAAGUCUAUGGGCUUCUGAGAUGAGCCUGGCACAAGAUUCUAAGUGCACUACUCUGAAUGCAUUUCCAAUAAAACUCCUGUGAGUACUGUAGCAGCAAACAUAUACUAAGGCAGCCAGUAAUUCCUUUAGUCAAAUAAUUAAACUUUUCUCAAGCAUGUUUCUAAUGCUUCCUGCUCAGAAAAAGUCUGGGUUGUCAGAUCUUGCAGUUCUGUUCCUGAGCUUGCAGCCUUUCUUGUACCUGCACACAGCUUAUUGUAGUUGGAGUCCUUCUGUGUGUUACAGAUAACAGGAUCAAGGAUAUGAACAUUGUUGAAUAAGAGAUUGGGAAGUGUUUUUCAAUGCCACAGCCUUUCAAUGCCAAGGGCUGUUUUAGCAUAUUGUUCCAGGGCUCGGAGCUCCAAAAGUAGAAUGUAUUGAGCAGAGCUGUUUCAGAAUAUUAAAAAAAAAAAGCAGCCUUGCCCAUACCAGAUUGUUUUUCCUUUUUAAAAUCAGGAAAUUUCUCACUGUCUGAUUAUUUGUUCUACCAAUGCGAGUUGGAUGCUUGCAAUAGGCACCAUGUCGUCUGGUUUUGAGGACAAAAGGGUAACCAGAUAUGGUUAAAACACAGAAAAUCACGUGAAACUGAGUAACAGCUAGCAACAAUGGGGGAAAAAAUAACCAAAAGGAAAUCUUCCAGUGCUGACACAACCCCAGAGCGUGUCUGCAAAGGGGAAUUAUUACUCCGUAAACAGGAGUGUGAAGCUGUGUGGCACUGGCUUUCUUGUACUGGUUCUUCAUGGGGACACUGGGGAUGCUCUUAUGCAAUUUUGGUCAAGUGCUCAGUUCUUUUCUCAGUGUAUUCAAACUACACUCCCUAGUCUGUGUCUCUUCUGUGGAGCUGAACCUUUCGUGCCCCUGGGGAGUGGUGUUGGUUUACAGCACCCCGACGUUCUGCUGUUUCGGCAGGUACACUUUGCAUUAAGCGCAGAGACACUGAGUCUUGUCUCAAAGUGAGUUGGGUCUGCUUACUGCACGCUAAUGGGGCUCUCAGAGGAAAUGGAUGCUGAGUAGCUGGAAUGCCCUGCCUCACCGUGCUGUAAUAUUCCUGUGUAGAGAUCUCUACUUUUCCUAUAAAGAUAAGCCCCAAGAUAAAAGAAACAGAAGGUUUUGUAGAUCGAAACCAGCUCUGUGACUCGCAUCCUGAAACCACUGAUGUUAAAAAGUUUCAGGAGCAAAUCCCCAAAAUUGCUGAGCACCGUGCUGAUGCAGCAAAGUGGUAAGCACAUGCUUAGCCUACAGAAAUAAUCUCAUUUGCUUGAAGUGAGAAAGAACUGAUGGAACAAACAUACCCACUCUUAAUCCAUGACCAGGUUUAGUGACUCUGCAAGUCACUGGCUGCUGAAUAAAUCUUAUUUUUUUUCUCUUAAUAAAAGGCGUUGAAUCAACUGUGCUCAGUUAAAAACAAAGCAACUUUUGCAGGUUCAGAAGUAACUAACAUGUUCAGGUAAUUUUGUUUCGAAAAGUAAUGGAAUUUAUUUUUCUGAUUGCUUUUAAAUCGCCUGAUGGCAGGUGCAGUGAUAAACAUUAGGUUAAUUUCCUGCUGACAGUGAUUUAGCCAUUUUCAUCAGUCAGUCAUUUUCUCUUUAGAGGGAAACUGAGUUGGGGAGAGCUGAAGAGCCACGCAAAGGAGGAAAGCGUUGGGAAAAAGGAUCUGUUUGGUUUUGGACUGCUUGUAAACUGUGACUCAGUAGCAAGCCAAGGGCACAAAGAUCACUCCUUUUUGCAAAACAAAACAAAAACAUUUUAUUUCAUAACACACGAGUGGAAUCCCUGAGACUGUUGUCCUUCUGUGAAGCACUUUGUUUACAAAUCUGUCUCCUCUUUAUAUUUUUACUGUAUUUUUUGGUCUGUCUUCAGUAUGAAAAUGUAUAUAGUAAAUUGACUUAUAUGCGAUUGCUUAAUAUAUUUCAGAAGAAAUAAAAGCCUUCUGUCUUUUAAUACAAAUCUUUAAUUUUCUGCAGUGGAUUAAGACAUUGCCAUUAUAGAAUUAUUUUUGAGAACACCAACCCGUCAGCUACCAUGGAAAGUUACCUAACUUUUUUUUUCCAUAGUUCUGUGAGUGUUUGAAAGACUCACAAGUGGCAAAAGAUGUGACUACGCUGGAAUACAUUUCAACUUGAAAUAAAACCUAGAAUUAUGCCAAGGUAAACAAAACUAUUUUUUAUAGCUGUGAGGUCAGGUUAAAUGCUGGCUUGUUUUUUUAAGAAUCUUCAAUGCGUAAUUGUUACCACACAGCAACUAUUUUUCUUACCUUUUUUAUGGUGGUUCAGAAAUAAUUUUAGAGCAUGACACAGCCAAGCAUUCAUUUUUGUUAGUUUAUUGUUUUUGUUCUGAACUUCUUGCCGUGUAGAGAGAUGAAUAAUGUUUAUAGGAAGUUCCCAAUUAGUCUUGUAACCAGGAAAUGCCUCCUACAUUGUUGAAAUUGGACAGCUGUCACCCACAAGGUGGGCAAAACAACUCUUCCCCAGUCAGCAGCUAUUUAUUCUAACAAAAGCUUACAGCAAGAUCAGGUGUUUGUGUGGACUGUUUUAGCAUUGUAAUGCAAUGGCUAACCAUAAUGUAACUGGCUUUUUAGCAUUUAAACUCUUUUUAUCUUUGA
Messenger RNA from Oxyura jamaicensis (ruddy duck), 6599 nucleotides. RefSeq names its product coiled-coil domain containing 62 (gene CCDC62). Bases 216 to 2054 code for a protein of 612 amino acids. The record is from RefSeq and is a predicted model, not a curated record. The transcript has 11 exons. NCBI's taxonomy places the organism in Eukaryota, Metazoa, Chordata, Aves, Anseriformes, Anatidae.